Molecule: messenger RNA, 918 nt
Organism: Panicum hallii
Lineage: Eukaryota; Viridiplantae; Streptophyta; Magnoliopsida; Poales; Poaceae
Product: E3 ubiquitin-protein ligase RNF170-like
Exons: 5
Coding region: 88-663 (191 amino acids)
Molecular function (GO): ubiquitin protein ligase activity
Source: RefSeq, a predicted model, not a curated record
ACCGAGUGGCCGGGCAAAGCACCCAGGCACCCAGCCGAGUCGGCCAGUCGCCAACGACUUCACGAAGGCCGGAAGGGGGGAGAAGAGAUGAGCUCCUCCUCGUCGGCGUCGGCCGUGCCGCCGGAGGACGACGUCUGCUCCGUCUGCCACGACCGCUUCCGGAUCCCGUGCCAGGCAAACUGCUCCCACUGGUUCUGUGGAGAGUGCAUCAUCCGUGUUUGGCAUCAUGGGCCUGCAGUACAGGCUUGCAAGUGUCCCAUUUGUCGCCGCCUUAUAAAUCUACUGGUACCUGCUCCUUUAUCAGAGCAGGAGGAUGAUCCACAACUUCACCGUAUUUUAGGAGAGAUUCAGCACUAUAACUGUAUAUUUGGUGGAGCACCACGUAGCCUGACUCAGAGGUUGCAAGACCUACCCUUCUUCAUCCGAAGACUGUUCAGAGAACUAAUGGAUCCCCAGAGGACUCUCCCACUUGUGUUCAGGGCGCGGAUGAUGAUGAUGGUUGCAUUGAGCGCAAUUUACGUGCUGAGCCCUGUUGACAUUCUCCCCGAAAGUGUGCUGGGGCUCUUUGGAUUCGUUGAUGACCUGCUGAUUCUGUUGAUCGUGUUCCUCCACCUCGCCGCCGUCUACCGGUCGUUGCUUCUGUACCGCCAUGGGGGGCAGUAGAAGGUGUUGUGCAUAGUCAUUUGCUUAGCUGGGUUCCAUGGGAAGUUUUCGAGGUGGCAGCAGCUUUGGAUGAGUGCCAAGUAGAUGACGACGAUACGAAGGACGGCUAGCUUGUGCCUGUUUUGUACUGUUCUGCUAUGCCUGUUUCCUUAUGAUUCUGACACAGUGAGCUUGUGUUGAUGGAGGUGGAACUCUGCUCUAUUCGGCUUGCCGGAUCUGCACAGUUUACGGAUUACAAAUUGUUUCUUGUGUCAA